UUUGAAGCUGGCGUUACGCAGAGCUCGGCGACCAGCUGCGCACUCGUGUCUGCUUGAUUGAGUGCUUAAAUCGCCGCCUCCACUCAAACGACUAAUGUAAGGUGGCCAGCAGUCGGCAGUGGCGCUAUUGCGUGUGUCCGUUGUGCUUCUUUGUUCUGUCCAGCGCCCCACCGCCAUGCCUCUGGAGCAGUGUCUGGGUCGCAAAUACAAACUCGAGAAGACCGAAAACUUCGAUGAAUUCCUCAAGGCUUUCGGUGCGAGUUACCUAGUCCGGAAGAUGGUACAGGUGGCGACCCCAGUGGUGGAGUUGUCACGGGAUGGCGAAACCUACACAUUCACUUCUGUGUCUCCCUUCAAGACGAGUGUCCUCAAGUUCAAGUUGGGUGAGGAGUUUUCAGAGGAGCGCCACGACGGCGUCCAGGUGAAGUCAGUCAUCCAGCUUCAGGACGACAGCACACUGUUCCACCUGCAGCGCGGUGACCGGGACACCACCAUCACCAGGCGCUUCACUCCAGAGCGAGUCACCAUAACAAUGCAGGUAGAUGACAUCAUCUGCACCAAAGUCUACAAAUCAGUGUAAGGGACGAGGACUCGUCUCCUGAGAAGCCCCAAAUUUGUACUCCUUGAAUGCUGCCUUCUGCUGUUCAGAGAUGAACAGAGUCUUCUAAGACACACCAGAAACUGGCUGCAUGGCA
This is a messenger RNA of Schistocerca serialis cubense, 695 nucleotides long. RefSeq names its product fatty acid-binding protein-like. Gene Ontology annotation, biological process: fatty acid transport. Gene Ontology annotation, cellular component: cytosol; nucleus. Bases 176 to 580 code for a protein of 134 amino acids. The record is from RefSeq and is a predicted model, not a curated record. The transcript has 3 exons. Lineage: Eukaryota; Metazoa; Arthropoda; Insecta; Orthoptera; Acrididae. Gene Ontology annotation, molecular function: fatty acid binding.